CAUUAAUGCGGAUAAAACACGCCUGCUGUAUCAUACAUGAUGUGAUCUGAUCGCAGUGUGUGUAGUAUGUAGGCUAGUAUGUUGAAUGGUGUCAUCUUCAGCGAGCACACGCCCUCCGCUCCCGCGCGCGCCCCCCGCGUCCAGUGCGCGUUCACGCCGCAGACCCACAAACCCACAUCAGAAUGUGAGCAAGAACUGAAUCUGUGUCAAGGACGCGAGCGAAUAACAACGCGGGAUUGGUGCCGGAAUAAAGGCAGAUUCGGAUCCGGAUCAUCCGCGGGUUCGGGUUCAGAUCGAAGCGGAUUCUGCGGGUUUCGGGCCUGAUUCGGAUUCCGCGAGUGUUUCUCUCAUCUGUGGAUCUAAACGGACGCACGACCCUCGCGGAUCCGGUCCAGAUCUGAUGUUUAUGAAUGAGACUCUGAGAUCAGAUCGAUACAUGAAGGAUUCGCAGAUCUGCCGUGAAAUAUGAAUGUGAACGAUUACGAUAUGAAAUCAUUUAUGCGCUGAUUGAUCUUCAGCAUCGCCUCCAUUUUGAAUCUGAUUUAAUGUCCUGAUUUUAUUUGUGAUGAUGGAUUUAUUCCCCGUCUCCUGAUUUAUUCCUCUCGGCCACUGCUGUGCGGUUAUGGUGGUUUUUAUAAACUGGAUCGUCCAUCACUGAAGCCGGAUUAUUUCACAUAUUGAUCUGAUCGUGUUUCUCACUGUAAUCAAAGAAAGGUUCGAGAUGAUUCGGUUCGGAGAAGGAGGAUUCGGAUCAGUGAGUAUGUGCCCCUCGUGAGAGAGGGCUGAUCGAUCUGCCCCGAACCCGGUGAUGAUGAUGAAGAUGAUGAUGCUGGAGACACAGAAUGCGAGUCAGGAGAUCGGUGAGGAGGUGGAGGACGGCGCUGUGUUCAGCAUCUCUCUGAGGAAGGUCCAGAUGUACCAGUCGUCCAGUAAGAGUCAGCGCUGGAUGGGUGUGGACUCGGACUCGGGUCUCAGUCUGUACGAGACGUGUAAGCUGCGCACCAUCAAAGCAGGAACUCUGGAGCGUCUGGUGGAGUACAUGGUCACCGCCUUCAGAGGAAACGACUCCACCUACGUCACCAUCUUCCUCUGCACCUACAGGACCUUCGCCACCACCAAACAAGUGCUGGACCUGCUGCUCAACAGAUACGCUAAACUGCAGCCGGGCGCAGAAGCACGCAGGAUGACGCCUGACGAGCGAACGGAGCUCAGGAACACCGUCUCCUCGAUCCUCGGCGCCUGGUUGGAUCAGUACUCUGAGGACUUCUGGAAGCCUCCGGACUACAGCUGUCUGAGACGCCUGAUCCACUAUCUGCAGCUCAGCUUCCCCGGGUCGGAUCUGGAGCGCCGCGCCUGUAACCUGCUGAGCCAGUUCCACCGCAGACUCCAGCAGGAAUCAGACCGAGACGUGCUGGAUCAGUGCUGUGCCUUCGCUCUGCUGCAGGAGAACGGAUUCCACGAGGAACGACCCGACUUCCUGAACUUUGACCCCACUGUGGUGGCAGAGCAGUUCACACUGAUGGAUGCAGAGCUGUUCAAGCGGGUCGUGCCGUAUCACUGUCUGGGAAGCAUCUGGUCUCAGAGAGAUAAGAAAGGGAAGGAACAUCUGGCGCCGACCAUCAGAGCCACGGUCAGCCAGUUCAACCGCGUCACCAACUGUGUGAUCUCCACCUGCCUGAGUGACCGGACGCUCAAACCUGCCCACAGAGCCCGCAUCCUGGAGCACUGGAUCCAAGUAGCCAGAGAGUGUCGGAUCUUGAAGAACUUCUCGUCUCUGCGUGCGAUUCUGUCGGCGCUGCAGUGUAACCCGGUUCACCGGCUCAAGAAAACAUGGGACGAAGUGUCACGAGAAAACAUUCGCAUCUUCCAGGAGCUGUCAGAGAUAUUCUCUGAUGAGAACAACCACUCGCUGAGCCGAGAACUGCUGAUAAAGGAGGGAACGUCCAAAUUUGCGACUCUGGAGAUCAACCCCAAGCGAGCGCAGAAGCGACAGCAGCCUCAGAGAGAUCUGACUGUGAUGCAGGGGACGAUUCCUUACCUGGGAACCUUCCUGACGGAUCUGGUCAUGAUGGACACUGCUAUGAAGGACUAUCUGGACGGAGGUCUGAUCAACUUCGAGAAGAGAAGGAAGGAGUUCGAGGUCAUCGCUCAGAUUAAACUGUUACAGCUGGCGUGUAACAAUUACAAUUUCAAGCGUGUGGCGGGGUUCAGCGUGUGGCUCUCCGGCGUGGAGAAGCUCUCGGAGGCUGAGAGCUACAGUCAGUCGUGUGAGAUCGAGCCGCUCUCUGAAUCCGCCUCCAACACGCUGAGAGCCAAGAAGAGCUCAGGAAUCAUGAAGAGAUGGAGCGAUCGGCAGCCCGUGGGUUUCAGGAGAAGCCGGAUGCAGUGGAUCUGGAAGCUCUCACUCCAAGUCCUUCGAUCAGCUGCGUUACCCGCCGGGUCUGAGCGGGUCACUGGGCGACGGCGGCGACUCUCUCAGUGUGACGUCUGCAGGCUCCAGCAGCUCUGAUGUAGAGGAGG
Molecule: messenger RNA, 2520 nt
Organism: Carassius auratus (goldfish)
Lineage: Eukaryota; Metazoa; Chordata; Actinopteri; Cypriniformes; Cyprinidae
Product: ral guanine nucleotide dissociation stimulator-like
Exons: 13
Coding region: 809-2509 (566 amino acids)
Biological process (GO): Ras protein signal transduction
Cellular component (GO): plasma membrane
Molecular function (GO): guanyl-nucleotide exchange factor activity
Source: RefSeq, a predicted model, not a curated record